UUGAGAACCAUUGUUGUAAUGGUAUGAUGGCCGCUCAAAUUUUCAUUGGAACAUGGGAGAUAACGAGUUGUAUAUCACCUGGAAAUCCAACCGAUAUAAAUGAACUUGAAGGUGUAAGAUUUCGUUUGGAUGAAACCGGUGACGUAACUUGGUAUAAUGUACCAGAAGAAGCAAAACAAACUCCUUUAUGUAAAUGUGAGACCUAUGAAAUUUACAGUACAUCGACUAUGGUAUUUAAUUUACGUUUUGGUGCCUAUGCUGGGCAUGUCAUCGAAUUUCGAACUGAUCAUGUCGAAUGGAGUGAUAGUAUGAUAAUGAUGUGUGAAGGAUGGUGUGUUUUGAAUUGCAAACGAGUCAAUGAAGAUAAUUCACAAACUUGUACGGAUGUUCCGUUUUCAUUAUUGCCAGCAUUAGAAGACGGCUAUUUUUCUGAUUUAUGUAUUUCUUCGGAUAAUAAUAAAAAAUUUCAAGUGCAUACAUGCGUUUUGCAAUUAAUUGCUAGUGAUAUUGAUUGGUCUAGUCAGCCGCCUCCACUUAGUGGCCUUCCUGAACCUGUUCUUGGAACAAUUUUACAUUGGUUAUAUGCUGAAUGCCUUCCACCAAAUUUGUCUGAGCUUACAGCUCAACAAGUGAUGACAGCAGUAACUCCAUAUCCUUCAUUGGCAAAAUUAAGUUUAUCCUGUCAGUUAUAUUUGAAAAAUAUGGCGUUAAAACAACAAAUAAUUGAUUUAGUAAGUGAUAUGCAUGCAUGUUGUGCACAAAUCAUCGAUUACUUUAACACGAAAAACUCUCAGUCGGAUAAUUUAGUUUCAAAUCCAGCAAAAUUUUCUUAUGUAUUAAAACAAUCUUUUCGUGAAGCUGCCGUUGCUGGUGCAAAAUUAUUAUUAUUGUGCGAUUUAUUCACAAAGAGAAAAGGGGAGUUAAAUCAAAAUGAACGUCAUGAGAUAAUUCGAUACGCAAAAACACGUUUACCAAUAUUUAUGUCACAAUUACAUCGAUUUUUACAAGCAGUUAAAACUACAUUUGGUAGUAUGUCAGCAGCUCAGAGACAAGAAGUUGCUACGUAUUUAAUUCCAGAGAUUGAUAGUGGAUUAGAACAGCUAUCAAGUUUAAUACUGUCGUUAAAAACAGCAUUGGAUCAAAUUAUACAUGUACUAUCCGAAGGUGGUAGAACUGAACAACCGAUUGUAGAAUCUUUAAAGUCUGUAUUUUUCAUUCGAGAAUUGUGUAAAUUACGUGAUUUUCAUGAUCACGUUACAUGUAGUUUGGGAUUGCUUUUACAUAAAAGAGAGAACUUUAAUGAUAUGACAGGAAGUCAAAAAAUUCGAUCAGUAUCACGAAACUUAGAGCAAUUGAUUGAAGAAUUACCAAUAUUUUUACUAAGAUUAGAAGAAGUAACAGCUGCACUUGAUGAAAAAUUAGAAUGGCGUGAAUUUAAAUUUUGUUUUAAAGUUGGAACGAGUAAAGUUGCAGCUGUUUUACACAAAUUUGUGUCACAUCGUGAAGCAUUGCAAGAUGUUUUAACAAAAUUAUGUGAAAUUGUUCAACGAGAUGCCUUUACACAAUCACUUGUGAUAUUGGGUCUAUUAGAUCCAACACAUUGUUCUGGAUAUAACGAAGAUAGUGCUGUGAAUCAGACUGAUACCAAUUCUACCCCAAAACAACAUGGCUAUAAGCUAAAUUUAGUUGAAUCUCUUUGUACACCACCCACAUCAAAUAACUCUUAUUUAUCAAAAAAAGCCUUACAAUUAUUACGAUCAGGGAAAGAUGCUGAUAUGGAAUUUGAAGUAUGCUUCAAUUUGGAUGAAAGCACACAAUCGCCUGAAGGUGCACAAAAAUCAUUGACAUCAUCCUUACUAAAUACUUCAACACCAACGUCAACUGCCACAAACGAUUCAUCAAUCACAUCAAUAAAUAUGGAGAAAGCAACAAUUAGUACACAUCGUGUUAUAGUAGCUGCACGCUGUGAUUGGUUUCGACGUGCAUUAUUAUCAGGAAUGCGUGAAGCGAUUAAUAAAAAAAUUGUCAUACAUGAUACAAGUUUAUUUUUAUUUCGUGUAUUCUUAGAUUAUUUGUAUAGUGGAAAAUUAGUACCGGAAACAUUAACUAACGAACAAUUAGCUGAUUUAAUGAUGUUAAGUGAUGGAUAUGAAUUGGAUUUGUUAAAAUUAGCGUGUGAACAAGGACUUAAACGUUAUAUUGAUGAUGAUUCAGUAUUAUAUUUUUUAAGUAUGGCAGAUCAAUUCAAUGCUAAACAAUUGAAAACUGCUUGCACCAAUUAUAUAUCUCAACAUCCAAGUGUACUUGAUAGUGAAUUAUUUGGUGAAUUACCAAAUGAACUUCAAGCCGAAUUGUAUGAAUUGGCAUUAUGGGCCCGUCCUUCAUCAUCCCGUCCAAUAAAUAACAGUAUUUCAGCAGAUUCCGUAGAUGAUAUAUUUCCACAACAACCAAAUUUAACGGGAAUUGAAGAAAUGACCGCUAAUUUACGAGUUAAUCCUGAUUUGAAUUCUGUAGAUAAAGAAUCUAUGGAAGAAUUACCGUUAACUCAUGAUUCAGCUCGUUUAGAAUCAUGUAUUGCACAGUUACGUGAUAUAGUUGGAGAACAUGCUGGUAGAGAUGAAUUAAUUCAAGUGGCUUUAGCUGCAGACUAUGAUGUUAAUAGGGCAAUUAAUUUUUAUUAUUCUUCAUGAAAAUAAAACAUUAUACAACCUUUAAUAAGGACACCAACAGUAGUAAGCUAAGAAAGAAAAUAAAAGUGAAUUAAUCUACCAAACAUUGUUCUAAUUUAUUUAGAACACGAUAAUGUUUUCAGAAUGAUUGUAUUACUUGUGUAGCAGGUAUAAAAUAUGAUGUUCUUAUACAGUGGAUUUACGAUGGUAUGGGUUUGCCAGAUUUUGGUUUUAGAUGUAGAUGUAUGUAUGGCUUUGUUCAAAAUAGCCAGAUGCAUUUCAGUAUAUUGUUAUAUAUUCAAAAUAUUAUCAAUUGUUUAAUGACGGAAAGAUCACGAAUACGCCUGUUUAUGAAUAGUGGAUUUUUUUUUUGAGAAUUUUUGAUUGUUUU
Molecule: messenger RNA, 3060 nt
Organism: Chrysoperla carnea
Lineage: Eukaryota; Metazoa; Arthropoda; Insecta; Neuroptera; Chrysopidae
Exons: 14
Coding region: 24-2690 (888 amino acids)
Biological process (GO): proteasome-mediated ubiquitin-dependent protein catabolic process; regulation of proteolysis
Cellular component (GO): cytoplasm
Molecular function (GO): ubiquitin protein ligase binding
Source: RefSeq, a predicted model, not a curated record